AUGUCGUACCACUCCACAGGACUAUCUGAUCGUCCCGACUACGCAGAAUCUCGUUGGCACCACCAGCUCAGCCGGCGUUUCACGGACGCCUUUCUCCGCUCACCUGAUGAAUCCAAACACACGCCUUACCAACCGGAUCGCAAAGGGUUGACUUCGUCGCGCAGGAGGUCUAGCGGCAACUACGAACGGCAGCCAGUCUGCCGGGAACCCUCAAGUCGUCGAUGCCCACCCACCUCUAAUAACAAAAUCUUUGACAGGGAGUAUGCUGAACGCUCCAACAAACCCCCUCCCCCUCGCCCGCGCAGCUCAUCGCAAAGUCAAUCAACGUACACAACUGACUUCUCCCAGCCUCUGCAGCGCUCAUCCAGCACCACAACCCGGCGAGGCUCGUACUCGCCAUCCCAGAGGCCCGCCUGGGAGCGGUCGCGGCAGCCGUCUGGUGUUUCGUCCGAGAGCCGGAACGACAUGUUUGGCGUGCACAAAGCCGUCCAAGACCAAUACCGGCAUGUCACCGUGGUAGUUGAUGACGAGGAUGCUUCCGAAGGACGACAUCGCAGGUCUCAAGCCCACAAGAGCGGGGCUCCUUGCGACGACGGACAACGACACCGUACAUCGUCCAGGAAAAGCUCGCGCACCGGUGAUUCCAGGCCAGAGGGGCCGUCCCCGUACGAAAUGCUCCGGGUCGAGUUCGACAGCCUCUUGGCUGCCAAUAUCAAAACGCAACGCAUGGCCGAGGCGGCUUGGAACCGGAAGGCAUGGCACGAAGCCACUGCGCUCUACGAGCGGCUCGAGUCCGACCUGAUGCGCCUAUCGGAGCUCGAUCGGCAUCUGGGCGGGCUGAUCUACUUGGACUAUCAGAAACAGGCCGAGAACGCGGCCGGGUGGCAAAACAUGGCGUGGGAGAAAUCGAUAUCGUCGCACAAGAGACGGUACGAUCGUCACGUUGCCGAGGCCGAAGCCUUUGAGCAUGGCCCCGAUAAGAACCUGGCCAAGGCCAACCAGUCGUACGUCAGCGCCAUUAUGAUUCUGCUGGAGCUCGGACGUACAUCUCCAACGAGACUGGAGGCCAAUUUUCCCGGCCAUGUCAAGGAGCUGCAGUGCAGGCUGCAAGAAGUGCAGGCAAAAAUCGACAAGCAGACGAGUGAAGAGGACAUCAAAGCGGCCAAUGCGGUCAAGAAGUUUAUUGGCAAUUUUUACCUUGUCGAGAAGCUCUUGGAACAGGGCCAAGGGCCCAAGGCACGCUAUCAGUUUGACCGGGCCAAGGAGACGCUGGUCAAGACGCUUGUGACUCUGCCCCCGAGGUUUGUGCCUUCCAAGGAGUGGGUAGACAAGAUGGCUGGGGCAAUCAAGGACCAGGAGAAGCGAGCAAAGGAGAGGUUUGGCGAGGACUGGUGA
Messenger RNA from Pyricularia pennisetigena, 1395 nucleotides. RefSeq lists its product as uncharacterized. The record is from RefSeq and is a predicted model, not a curated record. Bases 1 to 1395 code for a protein of 464 amino acids. The transcript has a single exon. Lineage: Eukaryota; Fungi; Ascomycota; Sordariomycetes; Magnaporthales; Pyriculariaceae.